This is a messenger RNA of Mytilus californianus (California mussel), 1312 nucleotides long. RefSeq names its product zinc finger MYND domain-containing protein 12-like. The transcript has 8 exons. Gene Ontology annotation, molecular function: protein binding. NCBI's taxonomy places the organism in Eukaryota, Metazoa, Mollusca, Bivalvia, Mytilida, Mytilidae. The record is from RefSeq and is a predicted model, not a curated record. Bases 94 to 1197 code for a protein of 367 amino acids.
GUCAACGUAAUCGAUGGUCGAAAGCUUUCGUAGCAACAGCGUAUCAAUAAAGAUGGACGACUAAAUGAAAUGUGAUCGCGUACAAAUGUGAAAAUGACAUUGAAUCCACUUGCAAACCCGAAAGGGACAAAUUUAAAUUGUGAACUAUGUCAGAAACCAGCAUUUAUUCAGUGUACAAAGUGUCGAGUAACGUAUUAUUGUGGAGUGGAACAUCAGAAAGCUGAUUGGGUUGGAAUACAUGAAAAAAUAUGUCAAAGUUUGAUAGCUUUACGACAAGGUGCCCCCUUUUUACCCUCACAGGAAGAACGACAGAAAAGAGAGAGACACAUUUUAAUGAAAAAGACAACAAUGAUAGACCUUACACGCACAACAGGACAGAAGUUACUUUUUGAAGGUCGUCAUGAACAGGCCGUACCAGCAGCAAUGCAGUCACUAAGAUUUGCUAUUGAUGUCCAUGGUCUAGAUAGCAUAGAGCUUGUACCGUCUUAUCUUAUCCUUGGAGAGGCAAGCAUAGGAUUAGGGCGUUUAUCACAAGCAGAAGAAUAUUUGGCCCAAGCUCAGUGGACUGUUUUAAAGACCCCAUCGUGUUCAAAUGCUAUCAAAUCUAAACUAUACAGAAAUCUAGGACUGUUGUAUGCAGCCAAAGGAGAGUAUGACGAUUCUUUACGACAGUUAGCAGACGACAUUUAUCAUGCCUCAGAAAAUUUUGGUACAGAUGACAUUCGAACAUCUGGAGGUUAUUUUCACAUGGCCAAUGUAUUUUUCCGACAAGGAAGGAUGGAGAUUGCUGAUUCUUUAUAUAGACAGGUUUCAACUAUAUGGUAUAAUCAUUUACAAAAAAUUGUGAAAAUCAGAACUAAAACUCCAGACACUCCACAAGGAAUUGGUCCAUUGAUUAUAGAAUCCAGUGAUGAAAAAGAAGAUACUCUAGAUGAGGCACAAGAGGCUGAAGCAAUACAAGUUUUAAAUGCCAUCUACGAUAUGCAGGAACAUCAACAAAGCAGACAGCCACAAGAUCUGGCCACCAUUUGUCAUGCUUUAGCCAUGCUUUACUUUAUACUGAUGGAUAUUUCUAAGGCUAAAGAAUUUGGAAGAAAAGCUGUAGUUGCCAGCGAAGGACAUCCUGACGAUUCCCUGUCUCGUACUAUUGUUGAAUUUAUGAAGAAUUUAGAAUCACAGACACAGAGAGUCAUGUGAAAUACUGUGAUAUAUUGUAUAUAACUGUGAUAUUGACUAAUUCUUAAAUGAUUUCUGUAAAUUGAAAAUUAUUUAAGGAAAUUAUACUUAUGUUAUUAAAUGAUUAUGUAAGUUA